Volvox carteri f. nagariensis is the source of this 3511-nucleotide messenger RNA. RefSeq lists its product as uncharacterized. The record is from RefSeq and is a predicted model, not a curated record. NCBI's taxonomy places the organism in Eukaryota, Viridiplantae, Chlorophyta, Chlorophyceae, Chlamydomonadales, Volvocaceae. The transcript is spliced from 21 exons. Gene Ontology annotation, molecular function: kinesin binding. Bases 146 to 2686 code for a protein of 846 amino acids. Gene Ontology annotation, biological process: microtubule-based movement; cilium organization. Gene Ontology annotation, cellular component: kinesin II complex; axoneme; ciliary transition zone.
CCGCUAGCGCUUGUGACUUGUUGGACUGCGGAUAAGCAAGCAAACUUCGCCAGAACGCCUUUUAAAAUCCAUUCAAACUCUUCUUUUGUAAGGAAUGGAACGGACGGGCUAGGAGGAUAUGCUACAAGGAUAAAAGGAAUACAAAAUGUCGGAAACUAAAAAGAAGAUCAAGCCGGGUCAGAUAGAGGCUCACCCAGAGGAGCUUGCCAUCGUUGUGCACUAUGAGGUCCAAGAAGUCUCAACUCAGCCCGAUGGCUCUCAGAAAGUUGUUAGCAAAGAGCCCGGCGAAAAAAAGAUCUCUGUCAAGUCGUUGUCGGAAAAGACUAACGUGCCUUUGUUAGCGACCGAGAUUAUUGAGAAAUGCAAGCUGAUUCACCCUUCGAAGGCUGGGCAAGUCGAGGAGCUGCUGUACCAGCUGCAGAACCGGGGAAAGGGGGGAGCAGCGCCUGCUGGUAAGGGCGCAGCAGCAGCGGCGCCUGUGGCGAAGGCCGCACCGGCACCGGCGAAGGGUGCCGCGCCUGCACCAGCGCAGCCGCCAUCGACGCCACAGAAGCCCGCUGGCCAACCCCCUGGCACACCACAGAAGAAGCCUCAGGCCGCUUCGCCAGCACCGGGGGCCACGCUUAAUGGAAAGCCCACAGCCAAGGCGCAGAGCAGGCUUGACGCAGAGGCCGAGGAGCGCGCGGAAUUGCAACAGCGGCGGCAGACGCAGGCGAACCAGAUCUUCAAAAUGCAGCAGAAACAGUAUGAGCAAGCGUACAUGAACAAGCUCCACACGUACAUCGAGGGCUUGUAUGAGGAGGACAUGAAUCUCAAGGUCCGUGCGACUGGCAUGAUCGCCCAGCUGUUCCGCAACACGGAGAAUUUUGAGACGCUUCUGACCCACGAGACGUUGCUUCAGACGCUGGCGCGUGUGCUUCGCGAGGACGGCAAGCGCUCGAUUGACUUGUGCACCAACAUCGUGUCAGUUUUCUUCUCCGUGUCCAACUUCACUCAGUUCCAUGGGGUCAUUAUGCAGAACCAGGUUGGCGCGCUGACCAUGGAUCUCAUCGAUCUUGAGAUCAAGCGCACGGAGCACAGGGCGGCGGAGGAGGGUAUCUCGCCUGCCAUGGUGGCGCAGAAGGCCCUGGAGGCGAGCCAAGGACAGGUGACUCUCAGCGAGCGUGAGAAGAAGCUCUUGGCGUUGAUUCAGAAGCAGGACCGCUUGCUGUACAUCGCUUUUUACAUGCUGCUCAACUUGUCAGAGGACAUUGAAGUGGAGCGCAAGAUGAAAAAGAAGAACAUCGUGGUGUACCUGGUCAAGAUGCUGGAACGUUCCAACGUGGAGCUGCUCAUCCUGGCCACUACUUUCCUCAAGAAGCUGUCCAUCUACAAGGAAAACAAGGAGACCAUGGCGAGCUGCAAGAUUGUGGAGAAGCUCAUGAAGUUUGUGCCGGUGCUCAAUGAUGUGCUGCUCAUGUCGGUACUGCGCCUGCUGCAUAACCUGUCCUUUGACAACACGCUACGGGACGACAUGGUAAAGCACGGACUCAUACCCAAGGCUGUGGAGCUGAUGUCAGUUCCCAGAUUCCAGCCGGUGGUGCUCGGCCUGCUGUACCACAUCUCCAUGGAGGACAAGUACAAGAGCCUCUUCACCUUUACAGAUUGCCUCAACAGGAUGUAUGACAUGCUCAUGCGCGUGCAGGACCUGCGCAACACCCCUGAGCUCAUUGCCCUGGCUGUCAACCUGACGCAAAACCCGCGCAACGCAGAGACGCUGUGCGAGGGCGACCGCUUCGACAAGAUGAUCCGCCGCGCCUUCCAGACAUGCGACGAACUGAUGUUCAAGGUGCUCCGAAACCUGUCUCAGCAAGACGGACUCGCCAUCAAGCGCCGUUUCGGACCGUACGUGGAGCAGCUCGUCACACUUCUGCGGGCGCCCGACAUCACCGCGGAGCUGUUUGUGGAGGUUCUGGGCUGUCUGGCCAACCUGUACAUCCCCGAGUUCGACUUCCUAGGGUUGGUGCGCAAACACGACCUGCUCACCUUCCUCGCCACGUAUGCACAGCCGGGCGCCGUGGACGAUGACAUCCUGCUCGAGGUGGUCAUGUUCGUGGGAGUGCUCUGCAACGAGGGCACUGCGCCGCUCAUCUGCCAGAGCGGACUGGUAGCAACGUUGUUCACGCUGAUGGGUGACAAGAAGGAGGACGACGAGUUUGUGCUUCAGAUCGCCUUCACGUUCCAUAAGUUUCUGCUGCACGACGAGACGCGCACCAUGCUGCUUUCUAAUACUCAGCAGGUGGUGUUUUACUUGGUGGACCUGCUGCAGGACAAGAACAAGGAGGUUCGCCGUGUGGCCGACCAGUGUUUGGACAUCAUUAUGGACACGGACGAGGAGUGGGCGGUGCGCAUCCGCAACCUCAAAUUCGAGUCAUUCAAUCAGGAGUGGCUGGACGUGGUGUCACAGCCACCAGACCAGAUGGCAGCGCACGCCCGACCGCGCCAUGGAUACGACGAGGCGGAGGUGGAUUACAGCGGCGACGGCUAUGGCUACCAGAUCAGCGACCAGCGCUUGGUGGCGGAUUUCGAAGACAUUGGCGGCGGCGGCGCAUGGGGCCCCAACGACGUGGGCAUCAUGCAUGCCAAUUACGACGGUUACGAGGGGACGUACGACGAGGAGGAGCUCCGGCGCGGAUACGCAAUGUGAGGAAAGGAUCACGGGGUGUUGCACCAGCAGCGGCGGCGGUGGCAGCACUGCCGCCAAGGCGCCGCUCUGGCAGUCCGUUCGCAAUGGCGCUGCCGGCGGCGGCGGCGGGUGUAUGCGGGAGCAGGGGCCAGUCAACCGCCCUCCUUUGUGGUUGUUGAUGGGGGCGGUUCUUGCCUUGUGCUUGUGGGGGAAGGUCUGCAGCACAGCGGCGUACUGGGGUGCGGUAGCGUAGCGGCUUUGUGCCGCACAGGGCACAGCGGGUAUGGCGGUAUAAGAAAUAUUUCCUUGCCUUGCGAAUGUGCUUUGGCGAGGCCCAAUCUGACUGCGCAAGCUAAUAAGCGGGAGGUGCCAUACUGCGCAUGGGGUCCAGGGCCUGGUGGAAGCACCUUGAAAGAAGGUGCGCUUAUGGUGGGGGAGGGUAUAGUGUUCGCGGCAAUGGCAGCGCGACAGUGGGCGUGAACGGGUUGGCUCUAUAGCCUUCCAGGGCCUAUAGAGUCGGCCAGUCGAUCAGCCUGAAGGGAGGUGGGAAUAGUGAGGGAAGCGCGCGACUAUAGCUCAUGUGUCAUCAUAUAUUGUCAUUCUGCGCGAUACCUCGUCCGUCCUCUGUACAUUUUCGUGCUGUCUUAGUUCCCGUGCGACUUCUUAGCAUAUUACAAAAUUUGGCGAUCCAGGAGGAGAGAUCCAAGCUGUGCUUUACUCCGUGCCUUUUUUGCUUCCUGCCUUCUAAUCGCGAUAGUACAGCUUUUUCCGGCAACGGUGGUAUUAGCAUCAUUUGGUCGACACCAUAUCAGCGUCCAGCGCCUGCAAAAUCUGCUGUGCUUCUUG